GGCCCUCACGUGAAAGGCCGGCUCUGAUGUGGUGGGAAAUACAAAGGAUGAAAUGCACAUCCAACAACACACAAGAAAAGCCUAUCUCUUUGUUGAACGUUCACCCAAGAAUCAUCUCUGCAUUUCAUAAAGCUGGCCUCCACAAACUGACUUCUGUGCUUACUCUGUCGGCUGGUGACUUGCGACGAAGGACUGGACUGUCUCGGUUAGACGUACAGGGAGCUCUGGAGGCUGCUUCCAAGGCCGCGUUUCCCCAAUAUGCCGUAGAUACAACUGUACUCAAGAUGUACGAGAACAAAGACAGUAAAGCUCCAGUCCAUCUGAGCACUGGUUGUCCCCGUCUCAACUCCUUCCUUGGUGGUGGACUGCUAGUGUCUGCUCUCAACGAAGUGGCAGGUACCAGUGCUGCUGGCAAGACUCAGUUCUGUCUGCAGCUGUGUCUCACUGUACAGUUGCCUAGAGACCAAGGAGGUCUAGAUGGAGGAGCUGUGUAUGUUUGCACUGAAGAUGCAUUCCCCCAUAAGAGGCUACAACAGAUGGUUGAAGCCUUUGCCAAGAAGAGCGGGAGAGCACCUCUGGAGAUCUCAGACAAGAUAUUUGUGGAGCAUGCUGUUACCAUAUCGUCCCUGAGUGUACAGCUGCAAUACAAGCUUCCCUCACUGCUGACCCAGCACAACAUCAAGCUGGUUGUGGUGGACUCAAUGGCAGCACUAUUUCGGGUGGAGUUCAGUGAGGCGCAGAGUCCUCAGAGGGCGCAACUGUUGAGAGCAUUUGGGGCACAACUUAAGAAGCUCAGCAAUGAAUUCAGCGCAGCACUUGUGUGUGUAAAUCAGGUGACAGCUGCAAUAGACGAAGAGUGUGUGGGUGGAGUGAAGCCAGCUCUGGGACUAGCGUGGGCGGAGCAGGUCACUGUGAGACUCAUGAUGACCAGAAGUGAGGGGGUGGGAGAUGAAACAGAACUGCAACAGAAUGCGACCCUUGUGUUGAGGGACAUGGAGGUGCUCUUCGCACCACACCUGCCGAAAGUAACUACCCAGUAUUUCAUUGACAAGACUGGUGUCCAUGGAGAUGAACACAUCACUUCACCAUGAAUACACACUGUAUAAUAAUUAUUAUACUAAAACAAAUCAUUCUACAGCCCAUUUUUUGUACACUUCAUGUGUAUAUAUUAUACUCUGUAUGUUGUAUUGUGAAUUAACGAUGUUCACCAAUUUAAAUUAA
Molecule: messenger RNA, 1221 nt
Organism: Halichondria panicea
Lineage: Eukaryota; Metazoa; Porifera; Demospongiae; Suberitida; Halichondriidae
Product: DNA repair protein XRCC3-like
Exons: 7
Coding region: 27-1091 (354 amino acids)
Biological process (GO): resolution of mitotic recombination intermediates; double-strand break repair via synthesis-dependent strand annealing; telomere maintenance via recombination
Cellular component (GO): replication fork; Rad51C-XRCC3 complex
Molecular function (GO): ATP-dependent DNA damage sensor activity; four-way junction DNA binding; ATP binding
Source: RefSeq, a predicted model, not a curated record